ACGUCAACGUUGACUUUGACGGUUGGGCUUGGGCGAAUUUCCUUUUUAAAAAGCGUUUGCCGAACGAAGCCGCGUUUUAGUUCUGUUUGCAAAACGCAGCCAAUUGGUUGUGUCCAAGCAAAAAGAGGAAGAAGGAGAAGCUAAAGCAGAAGAAGCACAAGUUAAUGUGGAAGAAAGACAGGAGAACGAACUUUUUCAUAAUUUCCGUUCUUUAGCUUCUUGUUGCUUGUGACGAGUAUUUUUUUUUUUUUAUUUUGUGCCUUGUUUAUUUGUUUGCCGUUAUCUAAUUUGGAAAACAUUGAAAAAAACAGUGAACAUUUUCAUAAACAUUGUUUUUAUUAUUUGUAUAUUGUUUUUAAUUUUCAAUUGCGCGCGCGCGUGUUCGUUUCGUGUUUAAUUUAUAUCAAUUAUCCAAUUGAUUGAACAAAAGUUUUUUUUUCAAGAAUAUCGUCUUCGGAAAAGCGGCUUUGUUUUUUAAAUUUUUUAAACUGAGUUUGUGUGUCAGUGUCAGAGACACGCACAACGAGAAAAGAUUCCCGUGAUCAUCCGCCCCACGCAAAGUUCACGAUGAUACCGAUACUGGAGAAGCUGAGUGGAUUUUACAAUGCCUACGUCCUGGGCAUACUUACCGUAGGUUAUAUCCUUGGCGAGCUGGGACAUUAUUUGAUUGGCGUUACCUCCAAGCAGACGGCAAUUGAGCUAGACUAUGGCGAUCAUGGCUGUCAGCAGAACAACAGCAUGUUCAAUCGUCAUGAGCUCGUGACACAAUGUGGAGAUGUGAAGAACGAGACGAGUUGCUACAAAUUGGACAUGAAUGGAACCGGUUAUUGCGAAUGGAAUUACAAUGGAUUGGGCAUUGAUUAUCAGAUUCUUGCUGGACCCACAUUUAUUUUGGUUUUCACCAUCGCUGGCGUCUUCAUGGGAUUCGCUGCAGAUAAAUAUAAUCGUGUAAAGAUGUUAACCGUUUGCACGGUCAUCUAUGGCAUUGCAAUUUUCAUGCAGGGUACAGUCACAGAGUAUUGGCAUUUGGUGUUGCUACGCAUGGUGAUGGCAGCCGGAGAGUCCGGUUGUAAUCCUCUCGCUACGGGCAUUAUGUCUGACAUCUUUCCGGAGAGCAAGCGUGCUUUGGUUAUGGCCAUUUUCAAUUGGGGCAUCUAUGGUGGUUACGGCAUUGCCUUCCCCGUCGGACGCUACAUCACCAAGCUUAACUUUUUCAAUCUCGGCUGGCGUGUGUGUUAUCUGGGUGCCGGAGUCUUGACUGUUGUUGUGGCCGCCUUGACAGGAACAACAUUAAAGGAGCCAGAACGCAAGGCCAUCGGCGAGGGAGAUCGUACAACGGCGAGUGGGAAACCCAUUAGCCUGUGGCAGGUGAUCAAGAAUCCAGCAAUGAUAAUGCUUAUGAUUGCCGCCUCGAUACGUCACUGUGGUGGCAUGACCUUUGCCUACAACGCGGAUCUCUAUUACAACACAUACUUUCCGGAUGUGGAUCUCGGCUGGUGGCUUUUUGCCGUCACCAUUGGUAUUGGUAGCGUUGGUGUCGUUGUUGGUGGCGUUGUUUCCGACAAAAUUGUCGCCAAAAUGGGCAUUCGAUCACGUGCUUUUGUCUUGGCUCUGAGUCAAUUGAUUGCAACCCUUCCUGCCUUUGGUUCCGUAUACUUUGACCCAAUGUGGGCAAUGAUUACACUCGGAUUGAGCUACUUCUUUGCCGAAAUGUGGUUUGGCAUUGUUUUCGCCAUUGUUGUGGAGAUUGUGCCGUUGCGUGUGCGUUCCUCAACCAUUGGUGUCUUCCUCUUUGUGAUGAACAACAUUGGCGGUAAUCUGCCCAUUCUUGUGGAUCCUGUUGCCAAAAUCUUGGGCUAUCGCGGCUCCAUCAUGAUCUUCUACUCCGGCUUCUAUGGCAUUAGUUCUAUACUCUUCCUUAUCACCUGCUUCAUGCUCGAGGGUAAACCCAAAACAGAGACUGUUAUGGAGCACGAAUCUCAGCAGAAGGGACAUCCAGAUGCGGUACUCAAUGCCCGUCCUAUGCAUGGGCAUGACAACUCGGUCUUUAGUGUGGAUGAAACGCUCCCCUCCAAUGGACGUCCCGUCCAGCUGCCACAACAUCUUCAGAUGUCCAGCAACGGCUACGACAAGUCCUCCCAAUCCUCUAACGUUCCACGUCAUAAUGGAGCCGAGAGCAGCAGACUGUAGUAUUAGACACAAGAAAUCUCUUUCGACACACGAUUUUUUUUUGUAUUACUUAAUAUUACUAUGUGAAAGUGCUUCUUCUCUAUACAUACGUACAUAUAUAUCUAUAUCUUAUCGGAUAAGAUAUUUAUAUAUAACUUUUUUUCAUACCACAUGUAAUAUAAUUGAUCUUUAUUAUUUUUUUAAAAUUUACUUAGUAUUAAGUGAGAGACGCACUCUCUUUAAUGUACCUUACCAUAUACAUAUCAUAUACCAUAAAUAUAUUUGUAACUCGUAUAUGUCUUUACUUCUAUCAUACAAUCUUCUCAGACGCAAUUCAUUUGUACUUAAUUCGAUAAGAUCAACAACUAUGUAAUAUGUACAUAUCAUGAAUAAUAAACUGUUUUGUUAAUUAUAAUUCGUAUAAUAUCGAAUUUACAAGUCAA
Drosophila innubila is the source of this 2612-nucleotide messenger RNA. RefSeq names its product putative metabolite transport protein HI_1104. NCBI's taxonomy places the organism in Eukaryota, Metazoa, Arthropoda, Insecta, Diptera, Drosophilidae. Gene Ontology annotation, biological process: transmembrane transport. Bases 568 to 2190 code for a protein of 540 amino acids. The transcript is spliced from 3 exons. The record is from RefSeq and is a predicted model, not a curated record. Gene Ontology annotation, cellular component: membrane. Gene Ontology annotation, molecular function: transmembrane transporter activity.